AUCAGAAUUCAGCUGGAGUUGCCGCUGCAUCACUGAUUUUCUCGGCUAUCUAGCGAGCAAAAAUCAACCGCGAAUACACUUGGAGUAAUUCACAUCAUUAAUUAUUUUGUCUUGUGUGAGAAAAUAAGCUUGUAUUUACGAAGACACUGUGAGAAAUGGGAAGAGAGAAGGAGGCCAAAGGAGAAGGCAAGGCUAAGCACACAUCAGCUAACGCUAAACUGAAACGGCUGAGUGAUGAGGAGAGAGCCGGAGCCGGAGGGGAUACACCCAAGAAGAGCAAGAAGUCAAGUAGAUCCACAGAGAAAACAGACAAUGGGAAGGCCCAAAAGAAGGUCAAAACACCUGAGACAGAGACACUGGAAUAUGCCAAUAGUGACAGUGUGGUGGUGAAAGAGGAGUCAUUAGAUGGGGACUUCACUGAGGAGAAGAAAGGGACAAAAAGGAAAAGACCAAAAGAUGAGCCUCUGGAUGGCCCCUCUUACACCAGUUCUACCAGUUCUGCCCCUGUCUUAAAGAAAAAAAAGAAGAAACAUCGGCAGGAAGAAGAAAUUGGUGGAGGAGCUCAAAAAAAGAAGUCAAAGCACGGAAAAGAAAAGUUGGUGAAGAAAGAGGAGGAGGGUGAGCAUCCAGUUACAAAAAAACCAAAGAGGACAAAGGAGGAGAUUGAGGAGGCCAAACUCCUGAAGAUUAAACAGAAGGAGGAGGAGGAGCAGAAUCGCUGGAGAUGGUGGGAGGAAGAGAAAUAUGAAGAUGGGGUAAAGUGGAGGUUUCUGGAGCACAAAGGACCCUACUUCCCUCCUGAGUACCAGCCUUUACCAGAUAACGUUCAAUUCUACUAUAAUGGUAAGGCAGUGAAACUGAGCCUGGCAGCUGAGGAGGUGGCUGUCUUCUUUGCCCAGAUGCUCGACCAUGAGUACACCACCAAAAAAGUGUUUCGUGAGAACUUCUUCAAAGACUGGAGGAAGGAAAUGACCCACGAUGAGAGGUCAUUGAUUAAGGAUCUUGACAAAUGUGACUUUGGAGAGAUCCAUGCGAUGCAUAAAGCCAAGGUGGAGGCCAGGAAAAACAUGAGCAAGGAAGAGAAACUGGCUCUGAAAGAAGCUAAUCAGAAGAUAAUCGAUGAGUUUGGUUACUGUCUGCUGGACCACCACAAGGAACGCAUUGGUAACUUUAAGAUUGAGCCUCCAGGGCUGUUCCGAGGCAGGGGUGAGCAUCCCAAACAGGGUAUGCUGAAAAAAAGGAUACAACCAGAGGACGUCAUCAUCAAUUGCAGCAAAAACUCCUGUAUCCCAGCGGCGCCGCCUGGUCAUCACUGGAAGGAGAUCCGAUGUGACAACACUGUGACGUGGCUGGCCAGCUGGACCGAGAACAUCCAGGGCUCCAUUAAGUACAUCAUGCUCAAUGCCAACUCCAAGCUCAAGGGUGAGAAGGACUGGGAGAAGUAUGAGAUCGCUCGGAAACUCAAAUCCUGUGUGGAAGGCAUCCGCAGCCAGUACCACCAGGACCUCAAGUCCAAACAGAUGGGCACGCGUCAGAGAGCUGUGGCCCUCUACUUCAUAGAUAAGCUGGCACUGAGAGCAGGUAACGAGAAGGAGGAAGGGGAGACGGCAGACACAGUGGGCUGCUGCUCGCUGCGCGUUGAGCACAUCACCCUGCACGAGCAGCUGGACGGGAAUGAGUGUGUGGUGGAGUUCGACUUCCUGGGUAAAGACUCCAUCCGCUACUACAACAAGGUCCCAGUCAUCAGGAAGGUUUUCAAGAAUCUUAAACUGUUCAUGGAGAAUAAGGAACCUGGGGACGACAUGUUCGACCGCCUGAAUACAAACAUGCUGAACAAGCAUCUGAGUUCCCUGAUGAUGGGCCUGACAGCGAAGGUCUUCAGGACAUACAACGCAUCCAUCACCCUGCAGCAGCAGCUCAGAGAGCUCUCAAACAAGUCUGAAAACCAGGCAGAGAAGCUGCUCUCCUACAACAGAGCCAACAGAGCGGUUGCAAUUCUCUGCAACCACCAGCGGGCGCCGCCAAAGACCUUUGAGCAGUCCAUGGCUACCCUGCAGGCCAAAAUCGAUGCUAGGAAGGAGCAGUUGGCUCUGGCCAAGUCUGAGCUGAAACAGGCCAAGAAGGAGGCCAAGGCCAAAGGCAGCUCUGACCCCAAGCUGCAGACGCUGGUGGAGCGCAAGAAGAAUGCAGUGCAGCGCAGUGAGGAACAGCUGCUAAAGCUGGAGGUGCAGGCGACUGACAGAGAGGAGAACAAGCAGAUCGCCCUGGGCACCUCCAAGCUCAACUACCUGGACCCACGCAUCAGUGUGGCUUGGUGUAAAAACAUGGAGGUGCCUCUGGAAAAAAUCUACAACAAGAGCCAGAGAGACAAGUUUGCCUGGGCCAUCGACAUGACAGAAGCAGAUUUUGAGUUCUAACUCUGAACACUCUCAAAAGCUGAGGCAAAAACCAAACCGUAAACUUAAUAAGACAUACAGUACUUGACAUUUUGUUCAUGUUAAGUUCACAGGCUACUGCUGUUGUACUUGGUGAAGUUGGUGCAGCGACCUCUAUAAACUCAGGGCUUUGAAACAUUAGAAUGAGUCAAAUGAUUAAGCACUGACUUUAUGAUGCAUGUUAUGUUUUGUUAUCUGUUCAUUUCUUUUUAAUGUUUUUG
This is a messenger RNA of Myripristis murdjan (pinecone soldierfish), 2656 nucleotides long. RefSeq names its product DNA topoisomerase I, mitochondrial. Gene Ontology annotation, cellular component: chromosome; nucleolus. Bases 156 to 2417 code for a protein of 753 amino acids. Gene Ontology annotation, molecular function: DNA binding; DNA topoisomerase type I (single strand cut, ATP-independent) activity. Lineage: Eukaryota; Metazoa; Chordata; Actinopteri; Holocentriformes; Holocentridae. The transcript is spliced from 20 exons. The record is from RefSeq and is a predicted model, not a curated record. Gene Ontology annotation, biological process: chromosome segregation; DNA topological change; DNA replication.